AUUGUUCCAUUUGUCAAAAGGUAGCAGCCAAUUUCAAUUUGACUACACUCUUUCUUCACCUAAUUCCUUUCAUCUUCUUCUUCUUCUUCCUGUUUCUUCUACGUGCUUCUAACUCCUAUAUCACAGAUCAAAAAUCCGGCGGCAGGGUGCAGAAGAAUGGGUGUUGGACGUGAAGUAGCAAUUUCAUUGGAUGGAGUUAGGGACAAGAACAUGAUGCAACUCAAAAAAAUCAACACCGCUAUUUUCCCAGUACGCUACAACGAUAAGUAUUACACUGAUGCCAUUGCCUCUGGUGAUUUCACCAGGCUAGCAUAUUACAGUGAUAUCUGUGUAGGUUCGAUUGCAUGUCGCAUUGAGAAGAAAGAAAGUGGGGCUGUUCGUGUUUACAUAAUGACUCUGGGUGUUUUGGCUCCAUAUCGUGGGUUAGGGACUGGUACAAAGCUGUUGAAUCAUGUCCUUGAUCUUUGUGCCAAGCAGAAUGUUACCGAUAUUUAUUUGCAUGUGCACACAAUUAAUGAAGAAGCCAUCAAUUUCUAUAAGAAAUUUGGAUUUGAGGUUACUGAUAAAAUCUCAAACUAUUACACAAACAUUACCCCACCAGACUGUUUUGUCCUGACCAAGGUCAUCACUCAAACAAAGAAACAGACGGCCUGAGCUGUUUGAUUGAGUCGUCUUUGUCACGCCUUUACAACAUCUUUGAGGUUCUGAGCCCUUUCUGGUUCAGAGCUUGUGCUAUUUAUGGGCAAUAUGCCCCUAUUGAAUUGUGACUGAGUUCCCCCUCCCCUCGUCCUCGUCUUUUGGUAAAUUAUCUUUGAUGUGCAACAGAACUACAGUUGAAUGAUUUCCCUGUAAUAGAAAUAGUACAUUGCAAUGCAAACAUUCAAGUUAGUUAGUUAAUGAUUUUGUCGUGAGGAAUUACUUUCUAAUGAAACUAUGUGGAUUUUGCAAGCUU
Molecule: messenger RNA, 952 nt
Organism: Solanum lycopersicum (tomato)
Lineage: Eukaryota; Viridiplantae; Streptophyta; Magnoliopsida; Solanales; Solanaceae
Product: acyl-CoA N-acyltransferases (NAT) superfamily protein
Biological process (GO): mitotic sister chromatid cohesion
Cellular component (GO): NatA complex
Molecular function (GO): N-acetyltransferase activity
Source: RefSeq, marked validated